UGAAGAGUCCUGAGCCCAGAACAGCUGUGGGUGAAGCUGGGGAACUUAGAGGAUGCAGAGAAAAUACCUAGAGGUGGUCCUGGAAAGAACUCUAAGAAAUCUGCUGUGAAAGAGCCCCCAGGGGCGCUCAGGAAGAAAGAAGGCUGGCUUAAAGAGAUCGAGCCCGGGUCCAAGAGUUCUGGAGGACAGACUUGCUGGGAGGAGAUUGGGGAUCCAGUGCAGAGAGAACCCCGAGGGCAAUCACGGCGGGAGAGAACCCCAGUGUGGGGAGCGGAUCGAGCGAGGAAAUAGAUAGCUGAGCGGAGAUCUACCUAUCAGAGACCCCCAGCGGGGGAUCACACUGGAGAGACCGUGAAGGGCGAUCACUUGGAACUAACCCUGAGAAGUAUGGCACGAGGAGAACUCUGAAGGCGAUCAUUGAGGGGGAGAACCUUAAGCAACGUUUUCCUAAUACUGGAGGACUUGGAGGGGGUGGAAGAGAGAGGGUCGUGGAGAGCACCUAGAGAGGCUUCGCGCGGGGAUCGAGCUUGGUUUGGGAAAGCGUGGGCUUCCCGAGGGCAGCGCUGGCACAGAGCACCUGGCGCUGAGCAGCAGCGAAGGAGGAGGACGAGGAAACAGGAGGCUGACUCACGUGGGCCGGGGGGGCACAGGCUAGAGACUCGGGAUGGUUUCCCUCUCCUUGCUGUGGUGGAAGAGAUCUGGGCUAGAAGAGGAAGAAACUGAGGCACAGCACAGAGAAGGGACUUGCUCAAGGCCACCAAAACUUUUGGUGAGCUCAGCAUCCUCUUCCUACCCUGCUGCUGAGGCCUCCUAGGACCAUGGAGACUCCCAAUGGGACAGAGCCUUGGUACGAGAGCCUGCAGGCAGUUCUGAGAGCCCUGAAUGCCACACUCCACAGGAGCCUUCCUUGCCGACCAGGACCAGGACCAGGACCACUGCUGGGUAACCAGACCCAGGCUCCCCAGACUGGCCGAGAUGACAAUUCCUACAUGUACAUCCUCUUUGUCAUGUUUCUCUUUGCGGCCACAGUAGGUAGCCUCAUCCUGGGCUACACUCGCUCCCGCAAGGUGGACAAGCGCAGCGAUCCCUAUCACGUCUACAUCAAGAAUCGGGUGUCAAUGAUCUGAUGCUGUGGGGAUGGCGAGGAGGUGGACCCAGCCCCCUGAUACUGGGAGAGUCCUGAGGCGCCGGCUGGCAAGUGGGAUGCCAACAUUCCAGCCUUUCAGAUUCUGAGGCUGAAUCUGGCUAGACCAAAGAUCAUCCUAGGAUUUAGAGCUAGGCCUACAAGGUCCAACCCUCUCACUUUACAGAUUGUGGACACUGAAGCCCAGAAAGGGAAAGCGGUUUACCUGAGGUCACACAGGUGACUCAGUCCCUCUGUGCUCCCAUGUGUAAUUCAGUUCACCAAACAUUCACUGCUCUGUUCACAGUGCUGUGGUCGGACACAGCAAAGAAUAUGACACAGUCCAUGUUGCCAUAUACCUUAUACUCUGGUAAAGGAGACAUGUGCACAGAUAAUCAUAAUACAAAGUAGAAUAUGCUAAGGACCAUAAUGAAAGUACCGACACAGGGCCGGAUGGGCAGAGGUACUCAAAAGGAGAGAACACUUCUAGCUAGGUGAUGAUCAAGGUUGGCAUCUGGGUGAAGGGGAGGGGGUGGAGGAGCAGGGAAGACUUCCUGAAAGAAGAGGCAGCACUUGAAUUGUGUGUGUGUGUGUGUGUGUGUGUGUGUGUGUGUGUGUGUGUGUGUAUCAGACAACGCAAUCAUAGAAAAUAAGGUCUGGGCCACAAGAGGCAGGCAUGCCAUGACGUUGCAGCACAGGAGACUCAGAAAAGCCAGUUGAGAGACCUGAUGGCAGUCUACUCUGGGAGGCAAUUGCUGUGACCAGGCAUUUUCCUAGCAACAAUGAACAAAAAUGAGUAUAUGGAAGAAAAUGAUCUUGAGAGCAGCCAAAUCUGCAGUGGGAGGCCCAGAGGCAUGGUGCAGUCUGAUUGAGGUGUAUUGUGGACAUAACAGACAGAAGACUGAGGAAUUUGGGGAUCUCCCCCAGUUGCAGCUGCCUUAGGCUCUGGGGUCAGCACUUCCUCAUUGUGAGUUAAUGUCCACUCCCUGUUAAUUUCCGAGUUUCGCAGCUCAGGGUUUGGAUACCAUCUGGGUGUCUCAGGAAAACGGGGGUGCCUGAUUGGCUCUAUUUGUCUGUAUCUGGGUAGCAGAAGUGAGCCAGGGGCAUGGCACAUGCUGCUCUGAUGACAUUAAGUGACCUCUGCUGAUUUAGCUGGUCCUACAAAUGUCAGUCUGAAGCUCUCCCUCUCCGUCUCCCUCAUAAUUAAGGAUUAAUUUAAAGGAAGAGCCUGACAUUUGUGGAGGAUUUCAAAACAGAGCUAUUGAGAGAGGUGAAGGAAGUCCAGGCAAAGGGAAUAGUUGGUAAGCAGGGCCACAGAAAAGGGAAAGGAUGAAACUUUGGUUCACCUCAUCUGGUUAAGACAUAGAGUACGUGAUGGGGAGCAGUACAAGAAAGCACUGAUAAAGGAGGGCAGACUUCAAGGCUCGAAAGACUUUGAAUGCCACAGUGAGGAGUCUGAACUUUGCCCUGCGGGCUAUUUGGAGCCAGAGGAGAGAGAUGGGUUCUUAAAAGCUGUACUUUGGGAAGAUGAGCAUCAGGGUGUGAAGGAAGAGAAGAAGGACAAUAGACAAUCAUAUACCUCACUCCAGAGUUUUAGAAAUCCCAGCCUGGGCCUCAAGAGCAAGUAGCUGAGAUAACCAGUAGGCACACUGAGCCAGAUGCCUUGGCCACCACCUCCACUGUUCCAUCCUCGGGAAUGGAAAAGGCCAUGUUCCUACCCACCAAGCUUCACGAUGUCACCUUUGACCAUCCAGCAAGAAAUUGGUCAGAAGGACAGGGGACUGACGCCUGGUGGAUGGACUGAGUCAAUAAUGGAAAAGAGAAGAUCGGGGGCACAAGGGGAGGCAGAGAGGAGAGAAUCAGUGGACUGAGCUCCUGGAAUAUCUUCUUCCAUUGAAAAUAAUAACAAUUCCUCAAGUCUGUGUAAAGCUUAA
Molecule: messenger RNA, 3057 nt
Organism: Vombatus ursinus (common wombat)
Lineage: Eukaryota; Metazoa; Chordata; Mammalia; Diprotodontia; Vombatidae
Gene: KCNE3
Product: potassium voltage-gated channel subfamily E regulatory subunit 3
Exons: 4
Coding region: 819-1127 (102 amino acids)
Biological process (GO): membrane repolarization during action potential; regulation of heart rate by cardiac conduction; negative regulation of delayed rectifier potassium channel activity
Cellular component (GO): membrane
Molecular function (GO): voltage-gated potassium channel activity involved in ventricular cardiac muscle cell action potential repolarization; transmembrane transporter binding; potassium channel regulator activity
Source: RefSeq, a predicted model, not a curated record